This is a messenger RNA of Dictyostelium discoideum AX4, 390 nucleotides long. It is a transcript of the gene mrpl53, whose product is annotated as ribosomal protein L53, mitochondrial. The record is from RefSeq and is a predicted model, not a curated record. NCBI's taxonomy places the organism in Eukaryota, Evosea, Eumycetozoa, Dictyosteliales, Dictyosteliaceae. Gene Ontology annotation, cellular component: mitochondrion. The transcript is spliced from 3 exons. Bases 1 to 390 code for a protein of 129 amino acids.
AUGAGAGAAAAAUUAAAUCUUUUAGCAAAAUUAAAGAGUGUUGUAUAUAAAUUUGAUCCAUUGAAUCCAAAUACUAGAUCAAUAAGAUCUUUUAUUCCAUUAACAACAUGUAAAAGAUCUAGACAAUUAGCACCAGAGUGUAGUAUUAGUUUUGACCUUGGUCCACAAAACACAUCACCAGUAAUUGAUAUUAAAUUUGUUAAUGGAACAGAAAAGAGUAUUAAAACAGAUACUUUAGAAUUAAUGUCAAUUGUUGAAUCAAUUGAACUUUUAAAGAAAAGUAUAAGAAUAGAAGAAAUUGAAAAGAUGAAAACUACUGAAACAACUCUUCAAGAUAUUUUACAACCAGUCAACAAAAAGAAAGAUACUGGUGCUAAAGCAAACAGAUAG